AUGCGGGACUACACUCCCGAACUCGACGCCGCGCGCGAGCUCAUGGAGGAGCUCCGCCGACACAUGCGCGCCUUCGACCAAGGCCGUCUGGCCUUCCAGCCUCCUGUCCUUGACAACGCCACUGGCACGCCGUGGCGCGGCGAGGACACGCAGGGCCUCAGAAAGUUUACGGACGCGAUUGAGCAGCAGGAUGCGCAGCUUCAGACGCUCGCAAAGUCGGAUGAUCCACCGCGCGAGGAUCCCCUCCCGGUCAUCCAGGGCCUCGCGACGGCCUGGAAAUGUCUGGUCCUCGCGGCCACCCCCGUCCCCGCCGUCCGCAUGUCCAGCAAACUCCCCGCAUCAGGCAAUCAACCCGCCCGCGAGGGGUUCGUCGACGUGGUCGCCCGCGGCGGCGCCGAGUGGAUACGGAUAUACAGCAAGAAGGUGUCGACACUCCUGGCCGAGUUCCGAGAGUACGACUCAUACCUCACCGACUCGGAUGACGAGGGGCCAAAUACUCCCAAGGCAGCCUCGUUCCAGCCCAACGUGCUCACACGCCUCGUCGACGACCUCCUCGCAUUAGCUGCGGGAGUCGAGCGCAUUCCAGGUGCCGUGGCACCGCGGCUCACUCUCCGCCUCACGCGGAUCGAGGAGAACCCCGAGGGAGGGCAUCCCGAUUUGCGUGUUGGUCAGACCUUGGAUGCGAUCCGGGCCCGCGGCGUACACCUCGUCUUUGGCGACCUGUCCGACAUUCCCUUCUCCCGCCUUCCCACCAGCCUCCCAGACGCCCGGACAGUCACCCCAUCACGGCGGCUCAACCUCGACCCGACCGCGCUCAUGGGCCUCUGCUCCGACCUCUUACACCACCCCCUCCCGGCGACACCAGACGAAGCUCGUGCGCGCUUUUACCGCCCCCAGACGGUGGUUGAGGAGGCGGGACACGCGGGCGGCGGGCGCGGCAGCUGGGAUGGCGCAGGAGAGGCGGACGCGGCGCAGAGCCAGAACUCGCGAGAACUCGUGCGCGCCCUGCUCGAAGAGACGACUGAGCCUUUAGUGGAGGUUAUCCGGGACACACUCGAGGCCACGUCUAAUGGACAGGAGAUUGAGCUCUGGGCCACCCAAGAGGCGAUCACGUACCUCCAGGAGACGAUCAGCUCUGAGGCUCUGGUCGGCGAGGGAUUGGAGCAGCGGCGUAUGCGCCGCCUCACUGGUCUGGAAGACGGCGAUUUCUGGGAAGGAAGCCGGUACGCAGGCAAGGCGGGUUGUCUUGCCAAAAUGCGGCUACACGUCUUCGACGACGAUUGCAGCAUCGACAUGCUGACCAAGGAAGUCGAGGAACAUGGCCUCGAGUCAGUAUCGCGCCGCCUCGAGAGCCCUUUGGCUCUAGGCAAAAGCCUUUGUGCAGAUGGCAUGACAUCGUUCCACGCGACCACAGCGGCGGCAUGCACGACCUUUGUGGCCGAGUACCUCUCUGUCGUCUCGAAGGGGAUGAGUGCGGCGCCAGCCCUGCCCGGUUUCCUGAACCCGCGCCGCCUGCCCGCUCCUCGCGUCGCGCAAAUCUCGACGCCCUUUACUGUUGUCGCAUUACACUCGCUCUCCCGCGGCGCAGCAGAGGGCAUGACCACGCUGAGUAUGGGCCACGUCGUCUUCCGUGAGCUAUUCGCCCAACCCCGCUGGCGCACAAAGGGCUGGGCGCAGGGGAGUUAUGAACUUGAGCGAACAGCAAUAGACACGGUGAUUGGUGACAUGGAGGCCUUGUCCGUGGAUGAUGGCGGGGUGCUCGAAACCACUCCGGGAGCACCAGUACACGCCGUCACGUGGAUCUUACCGUAUAGGUCACUUGGGGAGGCCAAGCGCGUCAAGUUUGCCGCGGGAGAUUACUCGUUUCCCCGUUUCGUGCAACGCGUCCUCAAGGAUGGAGAACGGGCUUUGUCGCGCACUGCCACACCUACGCCGACUGUUUGA
Molecule: messenger RNA, 1944 nt
Organism: Cutaneotrichosporon cavernicola
Lineage: Eukaryota; Fungi; Basidiomycota; Tremellomycetes; Trichosporonales; Trichosporonaceae
Exons: 2
Coding region: 1-1944 (647 amino acids)
Source: RefSeq, a predicted model, not a curated record